Sinocyclocheilus rhinocerous is the source of this 3168-nucleotide messenger RNA. RefSeq names its product zinc finger, RAN-binding domain containing 3 (gene zranb3). The record is from RefSeq and is a predicted model, not a curated record. The transcript has 18 exons. Gene Ontology annotation, cellular component: nuclear replication fork. Lineage: Eukaryota; Metazoa; Chordata; Actinopteri; Cypriniformes; Cyprinidae. Gene Ontology annotation, biological process: DNA repair; replication fork processing. The coding region runs from base 1 to 2946 and encodes 981 amino acids. Gene Ontology annotation, molecular function: zinc ion binding; DNA endonuclease activity; ATP binding.
AUGGCAACAUCUCCCUCUGAGCUUGAUGAAGGCCUGUCAGCGUGGAGCAUUGGCACUAGCAAAGUGACUAUACUUGGAUACGGGCUGCUCACGAUGGACGCACGCCCCCUGCUGGAGGCCCUGAACAAACAACGAUUCGGUGUCAUCCUAGUGGAUGAAUCCCACUACCUGAAAUCUCACAACGCAGCUCGUAGUAAAAUAUUGGUGCCAAUCAUUCAGAACGCCAAGCGUGCCAUCCUUCUAACUGGCACCCCGGCGCUGGGCAGACCAGAGGAGCUCUUCAUGCAAAUCCAUGCUUUGUAUCCACGGAGAUUUGGAACCUGGAGCGACUUCGCCAAAAAAGACUGCAACGGCCACUACAAGUUUUUCGGGGCCAGACGGCAGUGGGACUGUCGCGGAGCAUCUCAUUUAGACGAGUUACACCAGCGUCUGAGCAAGAUUAUGAUUCGUAGACUCAAAAAUCAGGUGCUGACUCAACUACCACCCAAAAUACGCCAACAAAUUCCCUUCGACCUUCCCAAAGAUGCUGCCAAGGAAGCGAGUGCUAGUUUUGAGCAGUGGGAGAAACUGAUGAGCUCUGAGAGUGAGAAUCAGUUUGUGGAGGUGAUGAGUCUCAUCACACACAUGUAUAAGCAGACCGCCAUUGCCAAGGCCGGAGCGGUGAAGGACUAUAUAAAGAUGAUGUUGGAGACCGAACAGCUGAAGUUUCUGGUCUUUGCUCAUCAUCUCAGCAUGCUGCAGGCGUGUACCGAGGCUGUCAUCGAGGCCAAGGCUAGUUAUAUCCGCAUCGAUGGCAGUGUUCCAUCUGCAGAGAGGAUCCAACUUGUGCAUCGUUUUCAAAAUGAUCCAGACACGCGUGUGGCCAUACUAAGUAUACAGGCAGCUGGACAGGGUCUGACAUUUACGGCUGCAUCUCACGUGGUCUUUGCCGAACUCUACUGGAACCCAGGACACAUCAAACAAGCAGAGGACAGAGCACAUCGCAUAGGGCAGACCACGACGGUACACAUCCACUACCUCAUCGCCAAAGGAACCUUUGACACCGUCAUGUGGACCAUGUUAAACAGAAAGGAAACGGUUACGGGCAGCGCUCUGAACGGAAAGAAAGAGUAUUUGAAAGCUGAGGUGGGAGACGAAGAGAAAUGGGACUUUCUGAACUUUGCUAAGGCAUGGACGCCAAGCGACACCAUGAAAGGUGACUCAGAGGACGACAAGGAUGGAAUUUUCUUUUCUCAUUUUGAAAGGGAAAAGCAGCACGACAUCCGAUCGUUUUUUUCCCCCUCUGUGAACAAAGAAAAGAAGAGGAAACGAACCGGGGAUUCACUCUCCGACGGAUCUCCUCUCGCCCAAUUACCUGAGGGGGCGGAGCCUGUUCGGACCCCGGAGAUCCAGAGCUCUGAUUUGAAGGCCGACCAGGGGGAGGACUUUUCUCCGCAGGUGAAGCGGUUUAGGCAGGUUAGCCCCUCGUCACGACAUGGGGGUAAGAAGAGCCCACUGUCGUCCUUGUGCGCCCCCCGAAGACUCUCGUCGGGACUGCAGGCUCCGCGCCACACUCAGAAGUGGAACUGUUCGGCAUGUACAUUCUCCAACAGCGGAUUGCUGCUACACUGCGAGAUGUGUGAAAGUCCACGAAAUGCACAAAAAGCUCCCAGCACAUCUUCAUCAUUACCGGAUCACCCCUCAUCCUCCUCGUCGCUCACUACCAUCUGCAUCUCUGAUUCAGAUCAAGAAAACGAACCAGCCACCCCCAGCACCCCACAAACUCCACACACACGUCCAAACCUACAGGCCAGUCCGGAUGUGGCAGAAACACACGUGGAUGAAUCUCAAGAAAUGCAACGAAAGAAUGAGUUCAGCUCACAAACUCUCUCCAGCGGUGAUCCAGCUAAUGACAUUCACAUUCAAAAGGAGUCGGAUGACUCCGUUCCCGUGUACGACUCUCUGAAGUUCUGUGCCAGCAAAAACACCGACAGGAUCUACAUCUACGACAAGGAUGGCCUCCCGCUCCACUGUAACUUCAUUCCCUUGGAUAUCAGACUGCAGAAUUGGGAGGAACUGCCAGCAGAAUUCAAUCACAGCGAGAACAGGAGUCAGGUUGUGCGAUUCGUGCGCGAGUGGAUCUCUCUGACUGCGAUGAGGCAGAGGAUGGUGAGGAAGAGUGGAAGAGUGUUUCACAGCCCUAUCCUGCUGCUAGAGGAGCUCAGUCAAUCCCAGCGCCGGCACAGCAGCACCUCCAGGUAUCUCUCCAGACAGGAUGUAGCUCAGACCUCCAUCACUGUGGCCCAGAAAGAGGGCGGAGCUCUCCGCAUCAUCAAAAAGGACAACAUCGGUCCGAAAAGACAAUCCUCAUCCGAACCUACUGACCCCAGCAACAGAGAAGCAGAGAGCUCGGUGUGUGUUCAGACAAACACUACAGCCGGUUACCUGCAGGCCGUGGACUCGGCUGGGACCCCCCUGUGUCUGUCCUGCCAGAAGCCCAGCGGGGAGCACCACGGCUGGGCAGGAGGCUUCUGCAGCCCUGCCUGUAUGGAGGACUUCCAGCUGCGCUCCAAUCAGGGCUACAUGCGUGCCCGCGUGCUGGAGACGGAGCAGGGUGUGUGUCAGCACUGCGGACUCAAUGCCCACCAGCUGUACGUGCAGGUCCGGGACGCCCCGCGCACACACCGCAAGGAGAUGCUGGACAACACCUGGCUGGCACAACUCCCUCUCAAACAGCUGAAUGAAAUGAUUCAGAGUCCCGUUGAAGGACAGUUCUGGCAGGUGGACCACAUUAACCCCGUGUACAGAGGAGGAGGACAGUGUUCCCUCGAGAACCUUCAAACCCUUUGUACCGUCUGCCAUCGGAUGAGGACCGCACAGCAAGCCAAAGACAGAAGUCAGAUGAAACGAGGCCAAGCUGCCUCCAAACUGGCCUCUGACAUCACACGAUUCUUCGUCAAGAAAUGAGCCGUUCCGUCUGCAACUAUUAAAAACACAUAUUCAGAGCUGUUGCCUUGGAAAUGACCCGCCUGCCAGAGGCGUUAUUUACCAGCAUCUGCAGUGUUUGAGGAUUGUAAUUUAGCCGAUUGGGUAGCUGUUUUUAAUCACUGCUCUCAGCAAGAGACAAAAUAACUUUUAUAUUCGAUGUGUUCAACCAUAAAUUAAAUAGUCACUAAAUAAACAUGUUCC